Penicillium antarcticum is the source of this 849-nucleotide messenger RNA. Its product is annotated as RTA1 domain-containing protein. Gene Ontology annotation, cellular component: membrane. The coding region runs from base 1 to 849 and encodes 282 amino acids. The record is from RefSeq and is a predicted model, not a curated record. The transcript has 3 exons. NCBI's taxonomy places the organism in Eukaryota, Fungi, Ascomycota, Eurotiomycetes, Eurotiales, Aspergillaceae.
AUGGCUUCAGGCGAGCAUAAUAUCUAUGGUUACAAUCCUUCAAUUCCGGCAGCUGUCAUCUUCAUUAUUCUCUUCGGUGCCUCAACUGCCUACCAUGCUUACCAAAUCUACAAGUCACGAUGCAUGUACUUCAUUCCGUUCUUGAUCGGUGGUAUCUUCCAAAUUAUCGGAUACAUCUGUCGCGCAGCCUCACAUGACAAUUACUACGGAAUUCCCCUAUACGCAAUUCAAACCCUCCUGAUUCUGCUCGCUCCUCCACUAUACGCCGCAUCUGUCUACAUGGUCCUAGGCCGAACAGUGACCUACCUCCAGGCAGAAACUCAGAGCUUGGUGCCAGUGAGAUGGAUGACAAAGAUCUUCGUGUCUGGUGAUGUCUUCUCGUUCCUCCUACAGUGUGCUGGUGGCGGUCUUAUGUCUGCAGGAGCAUCCAUGCACCAAACAGGUUCAAACGUAACAAUCGGCGGUCUAGUCAUCCAACUACUUUUCUUCGGCUUCUUCGUGAUUGUCACGACAGUCUUCCACUUCCGCAUCUCCCGCCAUCCAACCUCCAAGUCACAAAACGACCUUAUCCUAACCCAGGGCCAGGGUUGGAAGCAGCGUAACUGGUUUACUGUUAUCUUGGCGCUGUAUACUGUCAGCAUUCUGAUUCUUAUUCGGUCUGUUUACCGUCUUGUUGAGUAUAGUCAGGGAUACAGUGGGUAUAUCAUGACACAUGAGGCGUUCAUGUAUAUCUUCGAUGGAUUGCUGAUGUGGAUUGCUAUGGUUGUGAUGAAUGUAUAUCACCCGGCGGAGAUCCUAGGUGAUGGGAAGGAUAGACAGAGUGGAUAUACGGAGACGAUACAGUUAUAG